Alnus glutinosa is the source of this 3108-nucleotide messenger RNA. RefSeq lists its product as uncharacterized. The transcript is spliced from 5 exons. The record is from RefSeq and is a predicted model, not a curated record. Bases 1 to 3108 code for a protein of 1035 amino acids. Lineage: Eukaryota; Viridiplantae; Streptophyta; Magnoliopsida; Fagales; Betulaceae. Gene Ontology annotation, molecular function: catalytic activity.
AUGAGGCUUCUUAUUUGGAAUAUAAGAGGUUUGAAUCAACCCCAUAAGCAACAGGAGGUGAAGAAAUGUAUUAGACAGUUUCAUGUUUCUAUCCUUUGUCUUGUUGAAACAAGAGUCAAAGUGAAUAAUGUGGUCAGAAUUAAGGAUGUCAUUUGUCCUUCUUGGCAGUUACUUAAUAACUAUUUGGCUCAUCCUUUGGGAAGAGUUUGGAUCUGUUGGGAUCUUGGAAUCUUCUCCAUUGAUGCUGUCUCCAUUAGUGAGCAAGUGAUUACAUGUAGGGUUAAUGCUAUCCAAGAGACUUAUCCAUGGAUUUUAUCUGUGGUUUAUGGAGCUAAUCACGGUCUGGAUCAUAGAAGGAUGUUAACUGAGUUGGUUAGGACAAAAGAUUUAGUUGGUUGUCAGCCUUGGGUUAUUGCAGGAGAUUUUAAUGUUAUCAGGUUUCCUCAGGAAACUAGUGAUAAUAAUCUGUCCACCUGCUAUGAAAAGGAGUUUGUCGAAUGCCUUCAGGUCUUGGAAGUGGAGGAUGUUCCUGUCACUGGCUGUUUUCACACCUGGAUGAAUAAGCAGGUAGAUAUGGACUUUGUUUCCAAGAAGUUAGACAGGGUCCUUUCUAACCUUGAAUGGUUAAGGGUCUUCCCUAAUACUUCGGUGGAUUUUAUGGAGAGGGGGAUCUCGGAUCACUCUCCUACACUUAUGUGCAUUGGGAAGCUACCUAGUUUUGGUCCCAAGCCGUUCAAAUUUUUUAACUUUUGGGCUGAUCAUGCGUCUUUCCUGGAUUGGGUGGCUAAAGGGUGGGCUACGGAAGUUGAGGGGUACUCUAUGUAUCAGCUCUAUGUCCAGCUCAAAGCUAUCAAGGCCACUUUAAAGCUCAAAAAUCUCGAGGUUUUUGGGGGGUUACAGCAAAAGGUUGAAAGAGCUCGGUCCUACUUUCACAAUCUUGUUAAAGUCAGAAAUGCUUCUAAUCUUGUGAAAGUCCUUAAGGAUGAUCAAGGUUCUACUGUCUCGAAGCCUCAUCUUAUUAACGAGCUUGUUGUUGGCUUUUAUGAACUUCUUGGUCAUUCUUCUCAUUUCUUUUCGGAUUCAAAAGCUGACAGAGUCUCUCAACUUAUCCAGAAGAGGUUUUCUUCUUCUUGCAUUGAUGGCAUGCAAGCUACUGUUUCUAGGGAGGAGGUGAAGAGAACUGUUUUUUCCAUGAAGGCCAGUAAAGCCCCGAGUUCGGAUGGCUUUUCUGCUAGUUUCUUUCAAAAGGCCUGGGCUAUUGUUGGUAGGGAUGUUACUGAUGCAGUCCUAGAGUUUUUCUACUCGAGGAGGUUAUUGAGAGAGGCUAAAGCUACAAUUAUCACCUUAGUCCCUAAGAGGAAACAGCCUUCUGUGAUGGGUGAUUUUAGACCUAUCUCAUGUUGUAACAUUGUGUAUAAGGUGAUUACUAAGAUCCUUGCCAAUCGGUUACGUCCGGGUCUGAAUGAUAUAGUCAGCUGGAAUCAAUGGGCGUUUAUUCCACAGAGGAGUAUUGCUGAAAACAUCCUCUUUGCCAUGGAGCUCGUGAGUGACUAUCAUAAAAGCAAGGGUAAGGCCAAAAAGUAUGUUGCUUGGGUGAGAGCUUGCAUUUCCAGCCCCUCAUUUUCUAUUGCCCUUAAUGGUUCUUUGGUAGGCAAUAUCCAAGGAAGGAAAGGGCUUAGACAAGGUGAUCCGAUCUCACCUUAUCUGUUUGUGUUGGCCAUGGAGGUGUUAUCUAGGCUGUUGGCUGAGGCCUCUAUGGAUGUGGAGUGUUUUAGGUUUCAUCCUAAAUGCCAAAAGUUGAAGCUCACACACUUGUGCUUUACUGAUGAUUUCUUGAUCUUUUCUACUGCUGAGCUUGAGUUCAUUCGAACUAUUCAUAGUAUUUUAGGUGAGUUUGAAGAUCUUUUUGGCCUUAAAGCCAAUCCUUCUACAAGUUCCUUCUUCUGUUCGGGGGUAUCGAAAGAUGAUAAAGCUGCUUUAUUGGAGGUGUUGCAAAUGCUGGAGGGAUCUCUUCUUGUCCAGUAUUUAUGGGUUCCUCUCAUUACUAAGCGGUUAUCGGCUGUUGAUUGUGGGGUUUUGGUAGCCCGUAUCUCAGGGAGGAUUGACUCUUGGUUGGUGAGGCAUCUUUCCUUUGUAGAUUCUAAGGCCAAGGCUAAGGUGGCUUGGAAUAAGCUAUGCUGUCCUAAAACUGAGAGGGGUCUUGGCAUUAAGAGACUUGAAGAAUGGAAUAGGGCUGCUAUGUUGAAGCAUAUUUGGAGUCUUUUUGCUCAAUCUGGAUCUCUUUGGGUUGCUUGGUUGCAUUCCUAUUGGCUUAAGGGGAGAAGCUUGUGGAAUAUAGCUAUCCCCAAAGUGUGUUCUUGGAGCUGGAAAAAACUGCUCAACCUCCGUGAGUUGGCUAAGGAGUUCAUCAGUUUCAAAGUUUGGCCUCCUGCUCGGUCUAAUCUCCUUGUGGAGAUUCAGAGCCGGUUGUUUGAUGUUCCUAUUGAGGAAAGAGACAUUCCAGUAUGGAAGGCUUCUAAAGGGAUCUACUCUUGCUCUGGAACCUGUAACUGUCUUAGGACUAAGUUUACGGAAGUUGCUUGGAGUCAUGUGGUUUGGUUUAACUUGGCAAUCCCUAGAUAUGCAUUUAUCUUACGGCUUGUUUUCAGGGGUGCUCUCGUCACCAAGGAGAGAAUGUGUUGUUGGGGUUUUGAGGGCAACACUUUAUGCAGAUUCUGUUAUGGGGGGCAAGAGUCUAUAGAUCAUCUUUUCUUCCUUUGUAGCUUUUGUCGGCGCAUAUGGAGAAAUUUGAUGGCCCUGUGUUUGGUUCAGCAACCUUUUACCGAAUGGGACGAUGUUCUGCGUUGGUCGUGUUCCCAUAAAGGCCGUAGCUUGCAGGUUCUAGUCUGUAAGUUGUGCUUGGCGGCUACUGUUUAUCAUUUGUGGAGGUUGAGGAAUGACUUGUGUCAUGGGAAUACCUCAAGGAUCGAAGAAACUCUUGUUGCCCAAAUUCAAUGGGAAGUGAGAAGUAGACUUUUGUUUCAUCAGAAGGGUGGGAGGUCGGCCAUGGCUACUCAGCUGAUGCAGAUUGGAGAUUGUAGAUGUUUUGUAGUUGUUUUGUGUUGUUGA